This is a messenger RNA of Cervus elaphus (red deer), 7774 nucleotides long. It is a transcript of the gene TFDP2, whose product is annotated as transcription factor Dp-2. Gene Ontology annotation, cellular component: transcription regulator complex; nucleus. The record is from RefSeq and is a predicted model, not a curated record. Gene Ontology annotation, biological process: regulation of cell cycle; regulation of transcription by RNA polymerase II. Gene Ontology annotation, molecular function: RNA polymerase II transcription regulatory region sequence-specific DNA binding; DNA-binding transcription factor activity, RNA polymerase II-specific. The coding region runs from base 405 to 1760 and encodes 451 amino acids. The transcript has 13 exons. Lineage: Eukaryota; Metazoa; Chordata; Mammalia; Artiodactyla; Cervidae.
GGGCAGUGGCUGGGCCGGGCGAGGGCGGACGAAGCUGCCGGAGAAUUCGGCUGCAGCCGCCGGCGCUGCUCGGUUCUCCAGGCGCGCCCUGACCCUUCCUCUUUGGGCAGGCUCGAAGGCGCGCGCGCGCGGUCGGCGUCCUGGGGCUUAGAACUCCAGGGCCUCGACUAGGCAGGCCGCGGAUCGCCCACCCUUCCGCGAGUGUGAGUCCGCCGGGAUCCGGGCGCCGCCAAGCGCGGGCGCCACUGUAGCAAAGGCGCCUGAAAACGCGCUCCAAGCUCGAAGAACAGUCCUGCGCGGCCGCCUUGUCCCCUGCAGCCAAGCGGCGGAUAUUCUUUUAAAGAAUUAUUGAAGACGAAGUUUUUUUAUUUGUUUUUUAAUGGCUUUACAGAAUUUUAAAUUGAAUGCAGUUUGACAUGACGGCAAAAAAUGUUGGUUUGAAUUCUACAAAUGCAGAACUAAGAGGAUUUAUAGAUCAGAAUCUCAGUCCAACCAAAGGUAACGUUUCAUUUGUUGCAUUUCCAGUUUCCAGCACCAACUCACCAACAAAGAUUUUACCAAAAACCUUAGGACCAAUAAAUGUGAAUGUUGGACCCCAAAUGAUUAUAAGCACACCGCAGAGACUGACCAGUUCAGGAAGUGUUCUGAUUGGGAGUCCAUACACCCCCGCACCAGCAAUGGUCACUCAGACACACAUAGCAGAAGCUGCUGGCUGGGUCCCAGGUGAUAGAAAACGGGCUAGAGAAUUUAUAGACUCUGAUUUUUCAGAAAGCAAACGAAGCAAAAAAGGAGAUAAAAAUGGAAAAGGCUUGAGACACUUUUCAAUGAAAGUGUGUGAGAAAGUUCAGCGGAAAGGUACAACGUCAUAUAAUGAAGUAGCUGAUGAGCUGGUGUCCGAGUUCACCAAUUCAAAUAACCAUUUGGCAGCUGAUUCGCAGGCUUAUGAUCAGAAGAACAUUAGGCGAAGAGUUUAUGAUGCUUUAAAUGUGCUGAUGGCAAUGAACAUAAUUUCAAAGGAAAAAAAAGAAAUCAAGUGGAUUGGCCUGCCUACCAAUUCUGCUCAGGAAUGUCAAAACCUGGAGAUAGAGAAGCAGAGGCGGAUAGAACGGAUAAAGCAGAAGCGGGCCCAGCUUCAAGAACUUCUCCUGCAGCAAAUCGCUUUCAAAAACCUGGUACAAAGAAAUCGGCAAAAUGAACAGCAGAACCAGGGCCCUCCAGCUCUAAACUCCACCAUUCAGUUGCCAUUUAUAAUCAUCAACACAAGCAGAAAAACAGUCAUAGACUGCAGCAUCUCCAGUGACAAGUUUGAAUAUCUUUUUAAUUUUGACAACACCUUUGAGAUUCAUGAUGACAUAGAAGUGCUGAAGCGAAUGGGGAUGUCCUUUGGCCUGGAGUCAGGCAAAUGCUCCCUGGAGGAUCUGAAACUUGCUAAAUCACUGGUGCCAAAGGCUUUGGAAGGCUAUAUCACAGACAUCUCCACAGGACCGUCUUGGUUAAAUCAGGGACUGCUUUUGAACUCUACCCAAUCCGUUUCAAAUUUAGACCUGACCACCGGUGCCGCCUUGUCCCAGUCAAGUGUAAACCAAGGGUUGUGCCUGGAUGCUGAAGUGGCCUUAGCAACGGGGCAGCUCCUUGCCCCAAACAGUCACCAGUCCAGCAGUGCGGCCUCUCACUGCUCUGAGUCCCGAGGUGAAACGCCCUGUUCAUUCAACGAUGAAGACGAGGAAGAGGACGAGGAGGACUCAUCCUCCCCAGAAUAAAGACAGGCGCAAACCCGCGUUUUGCUCUCUGAUGCUCAUGUGUGUUUUUAGUGUGAGCUCUUGUUUUUGAAACGACUGCUUCAGUCUUUGCCUUUGUUUGCACUGUGUGUUCAGUGAAAACUAGGGAAACACAAUAAGCAAAUUACCUGAAGGCUGAGAUGGUUGAGAAGAAAGCUAACGUAGUGUGAAUGAAACUCUAAACAACAGAGCAGUAGAUCACAUGGCAAACAAAGCCUGUUCUCUGAGGUGGCGGACGGGACCAUCCCUGAGGAACGGGCAGCAUGGAUGCCACACAUAUCCCUUCCGUGCGGCGGGGCCAUUGUGGCCCAUGCAUCCACCCACCCCCUCUUAGAACUGAGAUGGCUACAUGAACAGCCCCUAACGGUCUGGGUCUCUCGUCCCGUUCCCUGGCCUGGGCCGCCCUUUCCCGAGGCUGACUGACCACAAGAGGUUCCUGGUGGGAGGAGCUGUGCAGUGAGUGAGGGAGACCACGGGGCCCCAGGAGCACAGAUCGAACCGCUGAACUAGUUGAAAGUCUAGUUGAGGUGCUUUAUGCAUCAGCUGCCUUAGACGGCUUCUAGAAAGGAGCGAGUGCGAAUUCUGAAGUACUUAAGUGACAUUUAGAAUAAUUUAUAGUCCAACUGAAAUUAUCACUCUUAGCCAAUGCAUUGGUGCAUAGAAUUUUCUAGGGCUACUUCUGGAAGCCAAAAUAGAAUAGUAUUUUCACGUGCAUUAAAUACUUUGCCAGCACUGCCUUUCGCCAGCAUCCUAAAUCCGGAGUGUUACAGAGCAGGAAAUUGUCUCUGUGGUUUUAAUCAGAGCUAUGCGUUCCCUACAGCUUUUCCACUUAGCACAAGACAAAGAAACAUAUCCCUGUGACUGAACUGCUUGCUCACUGUCCCAUGCAAAUAAUUGUAUGAUUUCACCCCGCGUGCAGUCUGUGAAAGUGAACUGCCAUUACUUUUGUCUGAAGAGGAGUUCAAGAAUACGAACAAGCAGUGUUUUCCUGUACAUGUCACCUCCUCUGCAUUCUCAUGAAUCAAAAUGACCACACUGGGUUGAUUCCUGGGUGAAACGCAUUUCAAACUAACCUGAUGGUUUCACAGAAACACCAGAAAAUGGUGAGCACCCCAGGCGGCUGGGCGUGCAGUGGAGCAGGAUGUAGACUCUCAUGACAGCCAAAGACGCCACUGGGAAGCACACAUGCUGGGUUCAGUCACUGCCCCUCUGAAUAUGGGUGUGGAGGCAGCUGCCACCGUGGCCAAACCCCAACUUAAGUGCACAUUCAGGCCUUGGAAAGGAGCAAGUGACAGUGGAAAAUUAACUCUAGGCCUUCGACUUGACUUCUUUGUAUUUGUCCUUAAAUUAUGCAUCUGGUGUCUGUGAGCUCAGCCCACCAAUUCUUCUCUAAAUCCCGCCGGGGGAGUAUGCAGGCCAAUGCCUGCAGUGACCAGAGGGGCAGGGCCUCACUAUCCCAAACAGCUCGUACAGAAGAAUGUAGAGCAUUAAGUUCCUUUGAGAUAAAACUCAUUCUGUCGGGAAUAAGCCAUAGUGCAGAGUGUUGAGGCAGAGGCGGAGGCAGGUGCAGGAUGACUCUGGUGCGUCCUGAGGCUGGGUGUGGAGGAGGUGGGUGGCCAGGGGCCUCCAGGGGACUUUCUGCCUGGGAAGGUCAUCAGCUGCACAGUCAGGUAGAACCAGGUCUCCUCAGGCUGCCUCCACCUGUACCUACCCCAACCUUUCUCAUCCCCGUGCUUGAAAGGGGCCUUGGAGAGCCACAGGGCCACAACUAGCUUUUCAGACCUGGAAAUACUGUGCCACAGGCCCCAGACCCGCCCGUCCGCAUUCAUGACAGGUGCACUGGUGAUGAGCGCGCCUCAGCCUCACCAGAGUGCGUGGGGAACCUCUCCCUUCUCUGUUCUGUCUGCUACAGAUAAAACAUGGGCUCAGGAGAAAAAGCAGCCAAGACCCUUAGCAUUCAUUCCCGGGGCCUCGUCACUGGCCACCCGCACCGGCACUGUGUGGGGUUUAGCAGAACCGGCCUCUGUUCCUCAGUGAUGGCCCUGGGUUCCUGCUGAGGAUGCUCAGUGGGGUCACACCGGGGUCACAGGACACGGCACAGGUGGAAGACUUAACCUGAGCAGAAACCCAGAUGGAGAUAUUUAGGGAAGUUCUGUCAUUCUUCUGCUUCUUCCCCAUAGAUUUAUCUGGUUCUAAAGUCCAGAUAGAAUUUCACGAGAAAUCAAACAGAAAAGGAUGCUAGGAAAUUGUGGUUACAACAUCCAAGCUUCUUUAUAGGAGCAGUACUUGGGCUUAGUUGUACACACGUGUAUACACACACACACGGACACUCCUCCUAGAGAGUGCUGGUUACACUCUGCUCUGGGAGAAGUUCAAGAGGCCUUGUUCCCUCAAGGUCCAGUGUAGUUGGUAACCUUUGCUGUGCAUAGUACCCCCCAGUCAGUGCAUUCAUGACCUGUUCCAUAUUCACGCAGGUGGCACCCAGCCUGCUGUAUUUGGCCCUGAUGUGGGAGGGUCCACGGCGCCCAGGCACCUGCCCACUCUUCCUGCCCUCCCCACUGUGCACCGUCACCUGCUUCAUCUUCUCGUGAUGACGGGAUGAUGGAAGCAGCUCCAGCAGGCGUUGACAUAAACUGUGCCUUAUGAUCAUGGAGGACCUCAGGAAGGGGCAGGAAGGGAGGUGCUAAGAUGGUGAUCCUUGCCUCCCAGCCAUGCCCACCACCCUGCAAAAAACAUUACAAGUGAUGACCCAUGUCUCAGAGAAGUGGUGGGGAGAAAACUAGCAGUUGCUGCCAUUUCACCAGGAUAAAGAGGAUAACUCUCCCCGUUGGCAGAAUUGACAGUGGUCCCCAUUCUCUGCCCCACUUGAAAAAUGAUGCCUGGGUGAACCCCCAAACCCAGGAGCCACUGCAGGUAAUUCAGAGACAGUCCACAAGGGAGUGGCUUGCUUUAGCCAUGCAGACGUCACAAACUCAGCUGUUACAGAGACAGCAGAGUUUGGGUGUAACAUGGGCCCUGGGAGGUGAGAGAGCAGAGUCAGGAUGGGUGUCUGUGGGUCGGGGUCCGCAAAGGACCGCCUCAGCAGUUUCUACCAGAACCACACGCAGGAGAAGCCUGCUGAGCUUCAUGGGCAAGUUGCUUCAAGAGCCAGCCCCCUCCCUGUGGGCACAUCCGUGAGGUGGCCUUCAAGGCUGUGCUAUCAUGGGGUCCCUGAGGGGUGAGGGCUAGACAGUGAGUGAAGACUGAAUCCUCCAGUAAGUGUUUGAGUGAGAACAGAACAGAAGACGUUCAGACUGAUCGUGCUAUGGAAAAAACGACAGGGUUGUGGCCGGGAGGACAGGCUACUAUGGCUGGCAGUAUCCGGGGGAAGUGGGGAGCUGAAAAGGUGAUAUUUGUUCUGCAUCAGACCAUUGAAAGACGUCUCUUCCAGGCCACUCUACCCCACAACGUGCACUUGGAAUCUCUGCUAAAUUCCAAAGGCCCCACUGUUCCCAGCUUUCAGUAUAUGGAGUCUGUUAGGGACUUUGUAAAAGAAAACCAAACUUAGCUACCAGCAGUAGCCAUAAAACUAAGGGAACAUUCUAACCCAUGAAGUUCUCAUUAUGAGCUGUUACCUUCCAGCUGAACCUACACAAGAGAAAAGUGAUUAGAAAUGGAGGACUUUUCUAGGUGUUUUCUUCUAGUUUUACAAGCUGUUAGAUACAUAAAGAUCUACUUUUUAUAUUAGAUAUAUAAAAGAAUCUUUUAUCUUGCGUAUGACUGGCUUUAGUGGCGCUAAAGACUACCUGAGGGCCAUUUUCCCAAAUUGGUUCCCCAUUUCCAGGCACCCAAAGCAAUAGCCCCCCAGCACUGACCAUGUGUGCCAGGGCCCCGCUCCAUGUUGCCGGAGUGACCCUCUAGACAUGUGCCUCCCCACCCUCUGAUCUACAGUCCAUACAACGCUCAGUCCAUUUGCUUAACUUCAGUUGAGCCAAACACUACUACCUAAAAGGAAAAAGUGAUGUUAAGAUUUUUACCUUUUUCUUAAAAAAAAUUCAAGCUAAAUGCCCAUAUAAAUUACAUUUCUCAGGAAUCAGCCAAGAUCUCAGAAAAGACAACCUUUAGGAUCCCUUUUUCCCAUGUACUUCUUCACUCCCAUUCAGCCCUGGGAAUCCCUGACAAGUACAGAAGCUUCGUUCGGCGGCAGCAGGUAUCCACCGACUGUGCUGUUGAGACAGGAGAAAGCUUGUUCACUUAAGAAAUAUUUCUGUGCAGAUGCUCUUUCAGACAAAAUCUUGCGCCAUUCUUAUGAGGCCUAGGCUUUACACAAAGGCCCACGAGUUCCAUGCUGUCUUGACCCCUUGCUCUUCCAGCAGACUUAACUUCAGUUCUUCCUGCUUGUAGCCACCUUAGAAGCCAGUGUAGCUGAAACGUAGGGGCAGAACUUCACUAAGGGGCCCCUUCACCAAGGGCCUCAGAGUGGGGGAGAAUAUCUCCUCCACCUACCGACUCAGGCAUGUGAAACAAGCCCAAAGCUGACUGGCCCAAUGCCCCCCAGCCUCCAGGGCCCACACUGCACCCAGAAUCUCCCUCCUGGGCUACGUUGCCUCCUACACACUCAGCCCUCACCACAGUCCUCACGGAGGGCCUUUGGGUUAGCAUCAGCCCUCUGUCACACUAACUGCUAAACAGCUAAGGAGCAGGAGUGGGACUUUGCUCAUGAGGGCCCGGGGUGAGGCUAUGGCGUCAUCUCUGGGCCUUUCUCGGCUUGGAAGACCCAGGCUGAGCCAGUCAAACCUCGGAAGAAACCCAUUCCUCCCUGGGCAGAGGCCUUCACGCAAAUUGGAGGUCACCUGGCCCUUCUAUUCCAUGUUAGCUUGUUUCUCUCCAUUUCUAUCCCAGUAUAACAAGGAAACGUCACCAGAUUGUUUUGAGUUUUGAAACCCAUUGAUUUGUCGCUUCAGACUUACCGUUCUGUCACUUGUCUUGAGUCAUCUUCAACAUGAUGAGCACUAACUGAACAGAUGGCCCAGUGGUUCUGCUUGUUCACGACUGGGUCACAGAUUUCUGUCAUGCUACAAGUCUGUGGGAACCCAGAUUCUUUUCUGCUAGCAGAUUUCUCUGGGUGCAUUGCAGUUCUAUUCUUCCCAGUAGAGUCAUGGUGGCUUCAACCGUUCAGUGUCCCAAAAAGGGGAACCACCAGCCGAGCCAGAGCUCAGAGGGGACCAUGGUUCAUGACUGUGGUUCCUCUAGGUGGCUGUAUGCCCAUCCCCGCCCUGACUGUUAGCCAGAAUAGAAAGGCCACGAGCCCAAAUCUCCAGCCAGUUCACCUUGUCAUUUGGCAAUGUUGUACUCUGAUCAUGUGCUGUUAGGUUUUAUGUCCAGAAAAUAUAGUUCUGCUUCUCUUUGCAUGAAGGAGUCAUCAUGGUGCCAUAGGCUUCAAGCGUUUAAACAAGAGAAAUAAGGGGAAAAUGCAAACACCACAUCUGACCUGCCUAAUGUAGACUUUAUUAGAUUGAAGUACCUAACCUAAUAUGAUGUAUUAUUUUGUAGCAUCUCAGACUUUGUAAAUAAAUACCAUUAUUUUUAUAUGGAAAUUUUAUAGAAGAGCUAUUUCUGUAUACUUAAUUAUUCCUGGGUUUUCUGAAGUUGCAUCCAAUAGGUAAUGGACAAGUCCUAAUCUGUACUCCUGUAAGGAUGGUUCAAGGACCACCCACACAUGGGGGUGAAUUGAUGGGAGGAGUUUUUAAAUUUUGCUUUCCUAGGGCCCACCCCAGAUGCUCACUCAAAACCUCUGGGGGGAGGGGAGGGGCAGAGCCUGGGAAGCUGUAAUUUUAAUAAACUCUGAGUGGUUUUGGUGUCCAUUCAAGUGUAUCUUUGUCCAUCCUGAGAGAUUCAAAGAAGGAAAGAAUAAGCUUUUGAAAUGAGUUUAAGUUGUGCUUGAGGAAAAAAAUGUAUCAGACUGUUCUAUGAUUUGAAUGAGAUGUACUAUAGAGAAAAUAAAUAAUUUAAAAUAA